Molecule: messenger RNA, 1034 nt
Organism: Plectropomus leopardus (leopard coralgrouper)
Lineage: Eukaryota; Metazoa; Chordata; Actinopteri; Perciformes; Serranidae
Gene: vwc2
Product: von Willebrand factor C domain containing 2
Biological process (GO): negative regulation of BMP signaling pathway
Cellular component (GO): AMPA glutamate receptor complex
Molecular function (GO): protein binding
Source: RefSeq, a predicted model, not a curated record
AUGUUGCACUCCGUUGCCAUGACAGCAGAAGUUCUCUUUGUUCUGGGGUUCCUGAUGAGCGGCGCUCAGUGUAAUCCUAUAGCGACCUUACCGGCGAGCAGAGAACGCCUGGAAAGAGUGCUGACCCAAGCCAGGGAGGACAAACAUCAGGACAUGCAGGCCGCAGAGACGCCGCUGGGAUACAGCGCUCAGCAGCGGCCGGAGGAAAUCAAUGCUUUGGGUCCCAACAGGACUGCCGUGAGCCGCGCCAGGCCGAACUCCCAGACACGUGGAUCUAAGGGCGGGAAGCCCCUGGAGUUGUGGACUGAGCAGGACACCCUGAACCAAAUAGACGAGGGCCCCACAAGUGACGUCGCUCUGUCCCUGGACGCCAUCGAUGAGUACGCCUACCCAGACUACAGGGGUAAAGGCUGCAUGGAUGAGAGCGGCUUUGUGUUUGCCAUCGGUGAGGAGUUCACCCCGGGCCCUUCGACAUGCCCUUGCCUCUGCACAGACGAGGGCCCUCUGUGCACCAAGCCAGAAUGUCCCAAGGUUCACCCUCGCUGCAUUAAAGUGGACACAAGCCAAUGCUGCCCCAUGUGCAAGGAGAAAAAGAACUACUGCGAGUUCCGGGGCAAGAUCUACGCCUCCCUAGAAGAGUUUAAGGUGUCUCCAUGUGAGAAGUGCCGAUGUGAGCCAAGCGGGGAGGUGUUGUGUUCGGUGGCGGCGUGCCCUCAGACUGAGUGCGUGGACCCGGAGUACGAGCCGGAUCAGUGCUGUCCCAUCUGCAAGACUGGGCCAAAUUGCUACGCGGACACAUCAGUGAUACCGGCCGGCCGAGAGGUGAAGAUUGAUGAGUGUACAAUCUGCUACUGCACAUAUGAGGAGGGCACGUGGCAGAUUGAGCGUCAGGCCACCUGCAGUAAGAACGAGUGCCAGCGGAGCUAGAGACUGGCACGGUCAGAGGGGAUUUUGGCACGCAACACCAGCGCCAAUCCGCAUGUUAACUCUCGGCCUUUCACUCAGUCUAUCGGACAUCAGGGUCGGACAGCAGC